Cryptococcus deneoformans JEC21 is the source of this 3550-nucleotide messenger RNA. RefSeq lists its product as hypothetical. NCBI's taxonomy places the organism in Eukaryota, Fungi, Basidiomycota, Tremellomycetes, Tremellales, Cryptococcaceae. The transcript is spliced from 6 exons. Gene Ontology annotation, molecular function: zinc ion binding. Bases 43 to 3327 code for a protein of 1094 amino acids. The record is from RefSeq and is a predicted model, not a curated record.
UCCAGAUUACCACCAUACGUAUCCCAGUACAUCUCGCCAGUAAUGCCGCCCCGACGACAACUUCCCUCAUUUUCUCUCUCUCCAGAACUCAUGGCUAGUUUACCUGAGGAAUUCCGUCUUGCGAUCGACCCCUUCGACUCUUCUUCUACCACUUCCGACGACAAUUCGCCCGAAAUCAUCCGGCCCUCCUUGGAUGCUUUACCAGGAGCUUCAGACCUUUCAAGUGCCAUAAUAGGAGAUGAAGGGGAUGUUAGUGAUGAUGACAGAGUGCCAGCUUCCUACUUUCCUCCUUCUCUGCCCCUCGUCCAGUCACCGUCUGCACCCUCAUCUGCCUCCUCUUCAGUAUCAACUCCGCCAUUGUCGCCUUCUGCUUUGUUGGCAGCCAGCCGAACAACCAACCGGUCUGCUAGGCUGCCUGGCCCCCCUAUCUGGCGUAUCAACAAUCUCAGAAGGCCUGGCCGACGUACAAUUGACGGUCCUCGAGAAGAAGAGCACCACGAUCCUGGGCAUUCCCCACCCCUCGACGAGGACGAGCACGAGAACUUUAUGCGUCGUAUGCGCUACUCUCCUCCUCCACCGCUCCCAGAUGGAGAGGAUGAAAUGCGACGAUAUGAGAGCGACGGAGGCUACAGUGGCUAUGAGAAUGAUUUCAUGCCCAGCCAGAGCCCCGUUGCUGCAGAUCCUCUUCACUCCAAUACUUCCGAUUCUGCCCCCCCUCCAACCCAUCCCCGACGACCUCGACCUUCUUCCCACCGAUCCAUAUCGACGACUACAAGCUUUGAGAAUAGUUUUGGAGAGGAGGAGCCAUGGGAGCAGUAUAGACGCCUGAUGAACGAGUCUCGGGUGUUCUGCAUGCUAAUGUGGGAGGGGUUAUGGAUUUGUCAAGGUUGGGAUAGCAUCAGGAAUAAGCCCCAUGCCAAGUACUGCCACCUACAAGUGUCCCGUGGUGAAAAGUCUUGCGACUGCCCAGCCUACCGAUCUAAUCAAGACUGUGUACAUGUUUUGUUGUACAUCAACGCACCGGACAUCUUUCAAAACAUCCAUGCCAGACUCGAAAAUCAUAUGCGCGGCGACCCAGUCAUACUCGUGCGCUACCACAUUGAUGAUUUCCUUCUUGUCUACUCCGUACAGCAAAGCGGGAAUGAGGCAGACGCUAUGGAAAACCAAGGAAGACGUGUUGUGGUAUACCGAGAACGUAAUGGUCAAUGGCGAUGUAGUCAGCAGGGCCGCGGCUGCCGUGGCCUCUGCAACCACAUCAAUCAUGCUAGAAAUGAUGCUCUGGAAGAAGAGUACAUAGGGGAAGACGAUGCCCAGGAUGAAGAUGAUGGCGUUGGCGACGACCUUCCUCUCGGUGCUGAUGGCGAAGGUGUGCGAGAAGUUUGCCGGCAAGCAAUAGAAGUCACCAUCUCCAACAAGCCUCGCCCACCACCCGCGGCCAUUCUUUUCCAAUCCGACAACGUGCCCUUCUCCUACCCUCCGCUCCAUGGUUCAUGCCCACAACGUCUCCAUCUUGACGAAGGAGCAAGAUGUAGAUGCGGUGAGCGGUUAUCAGAUCGGCUGCGAGGUCUCGGGCGUUCCUUUUGGACCGAUUUUCGGGUUCUCCACACAACUGGUGUGGAAAAAGUACGCUUGGAAACUGUCAGAUGUCCAAGGCCUGGUUGCGGUCGAGAUAUAGGCCCUGACCUCGCCUCCCAUGGCUUAGUUAAUUUCAACAAUGAGAUUGGUUUUUCAAGGAACGUCUUUGAUCUGUACAUAUCUCUUUGUACGCGCUCGGAGACGCCUCUCCAUGCAUUCCAUUCUUCCAUCAUUGACAAUUAUCUAAACUUGGGCUCUCAAGAUACGUUUGUGUCGAUUAAAACCUUCACUCGGGCCUUCUUCGCCUUCCUUAAGCUCAUUGGUUGGGGUACAGUCAUGACUUGUCCCGAGUGUGGCCCGAAUCCAGAGGUUGUCAUUAUGGAUGGGACUGUAAUUCAUUUUUCAGCCCAUUACCUGACAGGUUCUCUUAGGCCUGCCACUCUGCCGACUGUCGACAGUCAAGACCGCCCUUGUGUUAUCUACACACCCCUGGCUUGCCUUCACAAGGACAUUUUUUCUAUGACAGCCAAUGGAUUCCAACAACUCCGUCAGGAUGUUCAUGAAUGGUGUCGUAUUGUCAAUCUUCGCGCUCUCCGUGCAUUUCCUCACUCUCUCCAAGAACUCUUCCAGAGGAACAUAUCCCAAGGUGCUGAAGAGGUGGAUAGGAAGGUUGGAAUUGCUUUGAAGGCUUUUCUGGGAACGCUUCUGGAGCCUGUUGAUCUGCCUCCCCGACACCAACGGGCGUUAAGGCUAUUCCUAGGUCAACUGGUGACACCAGACAUCAUUACCGCCAUCUUCCCUCCCCAAGUUUACCAGGAAUUGCGAAAUUUCUCGGAAACCGGUGAUGCCACCGAUGACAUGUGCAAGAUGACUCCAGUUGUCACUCAUGUCAUCGACACGUUCAAACAAGGCCCGGAAAAUCUCGCACUCCCAGAAACAUUCCUCGACCUAGUGGGUGUCAUGAAUGCGAGGAGUCAAAAGGUCUUGCGAGAUCUCCAGGAACGAGCUGACUAUACCUGUCAACUGCCUGGAGAGCUGUUGGGAAAAGCUAGACAGUUGGAGGAAGAGAGGUUGGAAAGGGAAAGAAGGACAGGGAGAGACGGCACGGGCGUGAGGACGGCAUUCCCCCGCUGCGGCAAUCGAGACGUAUACUCCGGUAUACCGACUGAUGCAGGAGCGAGGCGUCUCUGCCAACAGAAAAUCGGAGACUGGGAAGGUGGUGGGGAUGGGUGCAAGAAGUACUAUGACCAGGUCAUAAGGAAGAAAAAGAUGCGCAUGACGGGUGGUAUCGCUGGUAUAUGGUGUCCGCAUGGCAUCUGUCUGGCGUACCAAGUCAUGCCAACGUCCGAGGGGAGAGAUGAUUUCUUUUCUCUCCUCAAAUGCUUCUUUCCUGUCCCACCAAAGGUCAUAGUGUAUGAUUUUGCCUGUUCUCUCGCAACCUAUUGCAUGCUGCGCGACCCUGUUUACUUUGCCCAUGUCAGGUUCUUGGUCGAUGAGCUCCAUGCACAUGGCCACACAACUUGCUCGAGGGCUGGUCGUAUCAGCACGGCGAUGUUCUAUAGUCCCAACCUGCGCAUGGUCAACUCAAGUGUUGCAGAGGGUAAUCAUUCCGUUCUGAGACGACUACGGAAGUCUCUCUCUUACAUGAACGAGGAGCAUUUCUUGUGUUUCUUUGAUAUGGCCAUACAGGCUAUGAACCGAAGAGCUCUUCUCAAACAUGAAUGGGAAGUCCUCUAUCGAGGUCUCCCUUAAUGUUCAAAGUUCAUAUGCAACUUCUGUGAUCCUCCCUCUUAGCUAGAAGUCAAUCGGUGAGAUGAUGAGCGGGAGCAUCGGGCGUCCUCGAUGGUAGGAUGUUUAUGCCGUGCACAUGUCGUAGGUAAAGUGCAUUUGCCGUACAUCAAAUGUCUAUACAACACUUGAGACAGAAUCAUACGACUUGCGUUAUACGCAUACUUUAUCCAAUUUUAAUGAUGAC